GUGGAGGCCUGAAUUUUGAUAUAUGUCCACCCUACCUCAGCUGCCUGAAAGUACUUAAUGAUCACAUGACCCUGGACAUGGAUGCUGUCCUGUCAGAUUUUGUCCGUUCCACAGGCGCAGAGCCUGGGCUGGCCCGAGAUCUCCUGGAAGGAAAGAAUUGGGACGUGAGUGCCGCCCUCAGUGAUUUUGAACAGCUACGUCAAGUCCAUGCUGGGAACCUGCCCCCACCCUUUAGUGAAGGGAGUGGUGGCUCCAGGACCCCUGAAAAGGGGUUUUCGGAUAGAGAGUCUGCCCGCCCUCCCCGACCCACCCUGCAGCGGCAGGAUGACAUCGUUCAAGGUACUGGGGUAACUGAGGGGUGUUUCUGUAGGUGGACUAGGAAGGAAGUGAGGGGACUGCUAAACGGAAAAGAAAGAAAACCAGGAAAGGGCAUUCCUCUUUUUCCUCUUUGCGGAACUGGUCUUCAGGGGUGUCUUGUUUGGGUUUCUUCCCUCUCCCCUUCGCGGCACCCCUUCCACUCUCUCCCCUCCUGCACCUCUAGGGUGGAGAGUUCAGAGGAGCCUGUAUAUGAGAGCCUAGAAGAAUUCCACGUUUUUGUCCUUGCGCAUGUGCUUAGGAGGCCCAUAGUCGUCGUGGCCGACACCAUGCUGAGGGACUCUGGUGGGGAAGCGUUCGCCCCUAUUCCCUUUGGGGGAAUCUAUCUGCCCUUGGAGGUCCCAGCCAGCCAGUGUCACCGCUCCCCUCUGGUGCUCGCCUACGAUCAAGCCCACUUUUCUGCACUUGUGUCCAUGGAGCAGAAGGAGAAUGCCAAGGAACAAGCUGUGAUCCCACUUACAGAUUCAGAGCAUAAGCUGCUGCCCUUGCACUUUGCUGUGGACCCUGGAAAGGGCUGGGAGUGGGGCAAAGAUGACAAUGACAACGUCCGAUUGGCCAGUGUAAUCCUGUCCCUGGAGGUCAAAUUGCAUCUGCUGCAUGGCUACAUGAAUGUGAAGUGGAUCCCAGUGUCCUCUGAUGCACAGGCUCCCCUGGCACAACCUGAGUCCCCCACAGCCUCAGCUGGAGAUGAGCCCCGGUCCACUCCUGAGUCUGGGGAAUCAGACAAGGAGUCGGUUGGCAGCAGUUCUACAAGCAAUGAGGGCAGCAAGCGGAAAGAGAAGUCAAAGCGAGGUCGGGAGAAAGACAAGAAGAGAGCAGAUUCUGUGGCCAACAAACUGGGCAGCUUUGGCAAAACUUUGGGCAGCAAGCUCAAGAAGAACAUGGGAGGCCUGAUGCCCAGCAAGGGCUCGAAGCCUGGAGGGGUGGGAACGGGGUCGGGGGUAAGCAGCGGCACCGAGACCCUGGAGAAGAAGAAGAAGAACUCACUGAAGAGCUGGAAGGGUGGCAAGGAGGAGGCAGCGGGGGAUGGGCCCAUGUCUGAGAAGCCCACAUCUGAGUCUGUUGGUAAUGGAGGGAGCAAGUAUAGCCAGGAAGUGAUGCAGAGCUUGAGCAUUAUGAGGAUUGCAAUGCAAGGGGAGGGGAAGUUUAUUUUUGUUGGAACCCUGAAGAUGGGUCACCGUCAUCAGUAUCAGGAGGAGAUGAUCCAGCGGUACCUUUCUGAUGCUGAGGAGAGAUUCCUGGCCGAGCAGAAGCAGAAGGAGGCAGAGAGGAAGAUCCUGAAUGGAGGGGUGGGGAGUGGGCCUCCUCCAGCCAAAAAGCCAGAGCCAGAUGGCGGGGAGGAGUUGCUGACUGCCCCCGCAGCAGAGUCCAAGGCAGUGGCAUUCCCUGCUGGCUACCCUGGGGGCUUUACUGUCCCGCGGCCUGCUGGGGCUGGAGCCCACUGCCAGGAACCCCGGAGGCAGCUGGCAGGGGGGCCUUGGGGGGGGGGCCUACCACCCUAUGCCACCUUCCCCAGACAGUGCCCUCCAGGGCGGCCCUACCCCCAUCGGGACUGCAUCCCGUCUCUGGAGCCAGGCAGUCACCCCAAGGAUGGCCUUCACAGGGGUGCAUUGUUACCACCCCCGUUCCGCGUGGCUGAUUCCUACAGCAACGGCUACAGAGAGCCCCCUGAGCCAGAUGGAUGGGCUGGAGGGCCCCGGGGGCUUCCUCCAACCCAGACCAAAUGCAAACAGCCGAACUGCAGCUUCUAUGGACACCCUGAGACAAACAACUUCUGCUCCUGCUGUUACAGGGAAGAACUGAGGAGGAGGGAGCGCGAACCGGGUGGGGAGCUGCUGGUGCACAGGUUCUGAGCGGGGCGGGGAGCCUUGGAGGGCAGGGGGGCUAAACAAAGAGAGUUAAGCUCUACUCAUUGGCUCAUCAAGACCCAGCCCCCAUGCGGAUGGGGCAAAUGCAGUAAUGUCAGUGGGAGCCUGGCCAGGAACUUCUGAAGUGUGUGUGCGCGCGCUGGAGAGCUGCCAGGCUGGCAAGAGCAGGUCAGGGCUGGGCGGUGCCUGGAGGGCCGCGCGCGCGAGCCCUUUGUCAAUCUUGCUGGGACUGAGGAGGUACAAGGGGGAAAGAUGGUGAUUCUGUCUCAUAACUGCUUGGGUACACCCCAGGACCUAGGGGAAAUGAGGGGAAGGUUUAGUGUGUGGGGGUGGGGAGGUGGGCAGAAGUCUGGGGCAGGAGCAGGCAAAGGAGGUUCUCAGUCAAUAAAAGAAAAACCAGACCAAAGUUCUUGUAGGUUGGAAAAAAGCACAUGAUGGUGGAGUUGGGAGUGUGGAGGGAAACUGGGGAAUUAGGCAGAUUUGCUGUUGAUUUGAAUUAAGGUAGAAAUUAGGGUUGGCCAAAUUCCUCCUGAAGGAUCUGGAAAGACAAGGCAGUAAUGUGUCCUCACGGGUGCUUAUUAGGAGGGGGUUAGUUUAAAUCCGUUUACUGAGAUGGGAAAGGGAAGAACUUAAAAGGGGAAUCCUUUUCCUCUCAAGUUUUAUUUCUUCUAAACAGCCAUCUGUCAUCUGUUCUGGUUUGAGAGGAGAUUGCUGAUUGCCCGGUAUCUUUUCCUCAUCCUUUUUGAGGGCUGAACUCAGCUAAGUUAAGAUUGUGAUUUUUUUUAACUACUUUAAUUUUAUUUAAAAAAAAAAAGAAAAAGUUCCCUCAGGGGAAGGGAAGAGUGAGGAGAAGAGCAGCUGUGUGGGCUGAAUCUUCUCCAGGUGAUCUUUUGUAACUACUUAGCAAUAACCACACAUUGGGGUGUGAGUGCACCCUGGGGGGGCAGGAGCAGGACAUACCUUUGGCCAGACUGUUUCAAACAAAACCAAAAACCAUCCUCUGCUGCUGUGUUUCUGUAGAAAGCAACUUAUUUUGACUAUUUUUUUUUUUUAAGGAAAAGAAACAAAACGACCCCAGUGAGCAAAAACAUUUUAAAAAUGAUUUUUUUUUUUCUUCCUAUGUAAGUGAUUCUUUCUCCUUCCUCUCUACUUUUGGAGAAUGAACUUAACAUCCCGGCUUCUUUUGUUAAGCCAUAGCUGACCUUAAUCUGUGGUUAGUUUAUUAAAAUAAGAAAAAAAAAUACUUUGUAAGAAGACAUAUUUUUGAUAAUAGGAUUGAUGUUGAAACACGGGGGUAGGGGUUAGGGGCAAUUUAUAAAAAGGUAGUUAGAGAAAUAUAUUUUAGUGAACUGUAACCACAGAUCACAGAUUACUCCCAAUGAGCUGAUCUGUCUUUGGGUUUCCCCCUUUCCCUGACUCAGCCCUUUUCCCCAGAGGGUGGGAGUGGGCCUAUGGACACAGAAGGGGGAGCUCCUUUGCAUUUUGCACAAAGCACAAGUCUGGACAGCCUUUACUCUGGCCAGCACCAUUUCUAAGAGCUUUAAACUGGAGGACCUAUCCUGGGCCAAUUUUCCUUUUUCUUUCUUCCUUUUUUUUUUUUUCUGGGGGAAAAAAAAAUCAACUAUGCAAUUGUAUAAACUCCUGGGUGCAUAUGAAGAAGGGGAAUAAGUGUACUUAAGUGUCCAGAGUGUUAAUCGGGGCUGUUUUUCUGUAUGUGGAUUUCUCUUUUAAGGUAUGUACUCCUAACCCAUCUCAUGGAAUGGCAUCCCCACAUUUGCUCUAAACCGGAUGUGGGCUGGGUGUGGGUGUGUGUGUGUGUUGGGGACCUGUAAUUGCCAUAUGUUGCUUCUGCCCAAUCAGGAAAGUUGUCAUCCCAUGUCCCCCAAGACUGUCCUCUUCAUUGGAACUGCUCAAGAGUUUAGAAAGAUUCCUCUUUCUUCAGCAGACUUGAAAGUCACUCAUUUUUCAAAUCUGAUAGUCGAUUUAAUCAUUUCAUAUGGCUAUUAAUUCUUAGGCUUUUAUUUGAAAAUAGAAUGGUUUUCAGGAAGCACUGGGGUCAAAGGAGAUAGAUUCCAAAGGAGGGGAUGUACAUAUUUUUGGCCAGGGCUGGGACUAGUACAAGAUGAGUACUCCCCUCGGUACAGAACUUUAAGGGGUACUGAAAAACUCAGUGAUUAAGAUAAAUACCAUGUUAAUGCAGUAUUUAAAAUACAAUAUGGGAAAACUCCAUGAUGAAUAAAAUAUCAAAAUCUUAAAGAAGGAUCCAAUAGGACUGAGAUUAAGGUGAGGGAAAUAAGCUGAAUUGAGCAAGUAUGGGGUUGAAUCCUGUCCUUACAAUUUUGAUACUUAGUUCAUUGUGGAUAUUUUACAUUGGUUUUGAUGUUCAAAAAAUACUGCAUUAAGAUAGUAUGUUGGUUAUUGAGUUUUGGGGCACCCCUUAAAUUUUGUGCCCGAAGUGAGUGCCUUGCUCACCUCACCCUGUCUCUGGGGCUAGAACAGCACUGGUGAGACCAUCACCUCGUGAGCUUCCAUCCCCUAAGUGUGCCCAAGCAACAGGUGGCUCCAGCUCACACCCGGCACAGCUCACCUAGCUUUCCCGGAGGCGCAUAGGAUUCUGGCCUGGACCGAUAGGAAUGGGAACAGACCAGGGGUUUUCCCAGAGAGUAAAGCCAGGAAAGUUUUAAUUCUCCGUUGGACUGCUGUGUUUGGAUUUGAUUUGUUAUUAGAUUCUAGCUAAUACUUUUGUUUUUAAAAACUGAGGACAAAUGAACAAAAACAGAAACCUUGUGUCAUGUUUGUUUUUGUUUUGAUUUAUAAACUAACCAAUCCCAAUUUAUUUGACCUCUUUUCAAAUAAAAAAGGUAGAAAUUCUGGGGGGUUGCUUAGGAGUGAGUAUGAUAAAAUAGGGCUUUAUUUAGGCCCUGUAGCUUUUUAUUUAGCAAUAAAUUAUUUUUGUUUAAUUUGGGAAGGUAACUAUAUAUUGAGGCAUUAAAAAAAAAUUCUCCAUUCUAAGGAUGACGGGCCCUGAGUCAAUGGAUGUUUUUCAGUAGGGAUGAGUAAAGACUGUUUUGCUUUAUUCUUUGAGGGGGUUUUGUGGGAUGGAGGGUGAAGGAAUAAUGCCUGGGAAAUGAAAACAGACUGUGGUUGGUUUGUGGUAUUUUGGGAAGAUGAGGGGGUGGAAGAGGCAAGCCCAUGCAGUUACUGUGCUGGGAGAGGGGAGGAGAGGGGGACAUGACGUGCACCCAAAAUGAGCAAAAAUUCCUUGGUUAAGGAGGGGUAUGUGGCUGAAGGGGGAGGCAGAUCCUGUCACCCUGGCUGAGGGAUGGGAUCUCUCAGGCUUAAAUAAGUGCACUUAGUUCCUUUAAUCCAGGGCAUUGGGGUACCUACUGAGGUUUUUAUUGGAGAGGGGAAAUAUUUGGGGUUCUUAUUUUUCCCCUCUUAAGACAGUGCUACCCCUCCACCCUACAUUCUCCACCCCAGCCUUGACGGAGCAAGUAUACUAUAGGAUAGGUCUCCAAAUUCCUACCUUAAUCUGUGUCGUUUUAUUGGGAGUUACAAGAUUUAAUCAAAAGUUUUUCCCUCAUACUGGAUCCUGUCAACAAAAUAAAAAGAUUAUAUCAAAACUUUUUUUUUUUUUUUUUAAAGAUUCAGUCUCUUUAUGGAGUGGGGAUGAUGUGAAACUUGGUGCUACACAGGGCCUGGAGGGAAGUACUCUCCCUCUCUUCUUGGCUCGGUUUCUUCUCAAGCGCAACUAAAGCUUACAGACCAAUAAAACAAAAGUUAGCAAUGACUUCAUAUCGUGUAUUUGGGAAGUGAUACAGAGGCAGAAAAAAUGGAACUGGUUCCGAAUGGUCUCCUUUCUAAACAGCCACACACAUCCAACGUUCCAGUCACAUUUGUCUUUCCCAUUAAGGCGCUUCAGUGAUGACUGUCCCCUCAGACACCAGUCGUCUUCUUUCUCCAAGCAGUCAGUGCCCCAGGCACAGAUGAGAAGACAGACUUGGAAGCCCCUUCCCUGCCUGGAAUCACCUGCAUCUCAGAUUUUUCUAAUUUCUUUUUCCCUCCAGGCCCUUCAACUGCAGAUUCAGUGAGUCAGACAGGCACUCCUGUCUCUUUCACUUUGUCGAUACUCAGCCUGCAGAUAGCAGGGUGUUUUGCCCCUGUACUUUAAGUAGCUUAACAAAAUAUUUAUUAUGACGUCCUCAUGUAGACUUUAUCCAUGCCACCGCCCUUCACUGGCCACGUGGGUUAGGGGGGUUAGGAAAGAGGAACGGAAGCUGGCUGACGGUAACGGAGAGCAGUGGGGUGUGGGGAGGACGUUGGCCUCUUUCUGUGCUUAUAACUGGAUCUGUGACUCAUCUUGUGAGUCACUCAGCUCCACCCCCCUCCUCCAGCUGCCCCUCCCAGCAGCCUUCACUCUUGGCACAAACCUGCAACCAGACCAGGAUUCUGAAAAUGGAAAAAUCUGAUACAGCCCCUUGCUUUUGCAUCCUUCCUUUCAUCCACUAAAACCUCCACUGGUGUGGGGGGUACUGAGAGGUACCCCUUUACUUAGCCCUUGGCUGUUGCCCCUUUACAUUCUCGUGCUCAGCCAAGUCACCCACUUUUUUCUGCCUUUCACCUCCCCCCAUUCCCCUGAUGUUUUUUUCCUCUAGUUUGGAUUCCUCUGCUGCUGCUAUACCUCAAAAUAUUAAGAAUAGAAUGAGGCUCUUGAAUGAAGGGUAGUGGGGAGAGGGAAAAUGGAGAAUGGGAUUUUAAAAUUGUGGAACACAGCUCUUCCUACUGCAAGAGACCUUGGGAAGUAUUUCUUCCCCCAAGAGAUUGAGGCCCAUGGAAAGUAGGUGGGGUUGGGGGUGCUUGGGAACUUUUAGGACUUCUAGAAUAAGGCUUCUGGGCCACCUUCCUAGCAGGUGUAUGCCUCUUUGUUCCAAAUUAACUUCCUGUCUCACAAUAUCUUCAUUAUUUCCACAAUAUCAGCCAAGACAGGGAACUUUUACAGCCGAGGCCGGAAGGGUGUGUGUGCUGAGGGGAGGAGAGAGUUGAGUGUCACUUUGGAAAACUGGGGCCCCCACUUAAGGUCUGCUGCCUCUGUACAGACUCAAAAUCAAUAAAACAGCAGCUCAUUAA
Messenger RNA from Leptonychotes weddellii (Weddell seal), 7370 nucleotides. Lineage: Eukaryota; Metazoa; Chordata; Mammalia; Carnivora; Phocidae. The record is from RefSeq and is a predicted model, not a curated record.